Peronospora matthiolae is the source of this 2541-nucleotide messenger RNA. The record is from the annotation of a GenBank genome assembly. Lineage: Eukaryota; Oomycota; Peronosporomycetes; Peronosporales; Peronosporaceae.
AUGGCUCCAAUGUCCCAAGUGCCCGGUUAUCGUCCAUCAUUGUCUUUUGCCGUACAUGAUAAGCUCUAUUCGUAUUGGCGGCUCCCAAGUUCCGUCCGCUCAUCGUUACAACAGACAAUUCCUUUGUUUUUCUCGGAUGUCAAGGGGGUCGUCGCUGUGGACUGGAAUUCGUGGUUGAGCUUUGUCGAUGUCAAUUGUCAAAAUUUCGAAAAUAGUGUCAAUGAAAUCGACAAAACAUGGACUCUAGCACUUUAUGCCGAGAAAUUUCUUGCUCUUGUGUCAGUUCAAUUUGACCCGGAUCGACAUCAUUCCAGUUGGCGCAGACUGUGUGAAUUGACACAUUUUAAAGCUUUGAAAUCCGUGGCUAUGAUGCUGACGGACGACUCAGGAGAGUUUUUCAUGGCAUUUACUAUUGGAGUCACUAUCUUGGAAAAAGCAUUGUAUGAUCUGUAUGACAAAAAGUCGAACCCGGUAAAGUCUCGGAAAAAGAACAUGAUUCUUCGAGACUUGCUGCAUUCGGAUACGCUGGCUGAUGCUGUGCCUGAAGGGUUACUGCAUCUGCUGAAGGUUUUGUUCUUGCCAUCAGGACUGAAUCUUCGAAAUUUGGUUUGGCAUGGAUUCAUGAUACCAGCAGAAUUCCCCAAAUGUUUUGGAUGCCUCACUUUGCUGCUUAUCACGGUGCUGUUUGUAUUUUCUGAUGAAGUUCAGGCCAGAAACACCAGCGAAACUGUGCGUGGGAAACACGCAGCUGAACUGUUUCGUAUCGGUAGUUUCAAUGGCAAAUUCGUCACAAAUACGAGCAAAUUAAGUAAAGAAGAGGAUGAUAGGCGACAGCUUUAUCUUGCUGCUGUACUUCGCCAGGAACCGCCAACAGUUCGGGAUGAAAUCAUUCGAAGAUGGACAAGUGCCACUUUUGUUCCCAAAGGACGGUCUAAUCUCCUUCGACGUGCUAUUGACGCCCUGGUAGAACAGGGAGACGAGCUGUGGUUCCUUUUUGCUGCGCUUCCCGUUCUCGAGCAUGCGCUGCGAAUUCAGUUUCUUCACGUAAACCAGGAACGUGCCGGAUUAUUGGAUGCAUACAGCUUGGCUCAGGUCGACGAGUACUAUUCGACGCUGGAUGGUUUCGGGCAGAGAGAUAAGCAUCAAGUACUGUUGCACCCAGGUGUUUUAGUACAAGCUGAAAAUGUGGCAAACGCAAACGGUGAAAACAGCAACGACUGCUAUGACUCCGUUGCGAAUGCUUUAUACGAACAGCUUCCCUUUGCAUCACUUUCGGCUUUGCUGGAUCUCUUCAUGAUGUCAAGUGGCCCAAACCUUCGUGCGAAACUCUGUCAUGGAGAAGCAAAUUUGACGAAUCUUCUAAGAAGCAGUCACGUUGAGGCUCUUGCACCAGCCAAAUUGUCGUCUGCCACUCUGCUUUUGUUUGAAGCAUUUGUACUGCUCUGCGAAAGCAGCAUCGAGUCAUCAAGUGUGGCUUGUGCUGUCAUGGCGAUCGAUGUUGAUAAAGAUUCACUACCACCAGCUGUGAGGUGCCAACUCCAGGUCUUCGGUGAAACCACGACGUGCUCUUUUCACCCGUUCUACCAAUUGUAUCGAGCUUUAUCCGCAGCACACUCUGUUGCAUCGGCAUUUGCUGCAUUUCGAGCGAAGUGGACCGAUUUCGAUCUCUAUGAUGUUGACGGCGACGAAACUCGACAACAAUCAGGUCUCACACAGGUUCAAUUUGCUGCUAUCAAGACGACUGAUGGUCUCCCGUUCACGCUCGUGGAGAAAUCGGAUCGAGUGACGGAGUUUAUAGCAGCUUUGUGUACGAAAGACAAGUCGACGAGUGAAUUGCCUGCUGGAAAGAAGAAGAGCUUUGCCCACUUGAUCGGACAGCUCAAUGAUGAACUAGACACGUUUUCUGUCCAAAUUUGUCAUGAUUUUACGAGAAACGAUCGUCCGGAUCUCGUAAAGUCUUGCUGCAGCAUUUUUCUGACACCAGCUGAAAUCGACAGCACAGCUCUAUCGCUUAGUGGUGCUGUUAAUCUUCUCGAAGGAUCAGUGAAACGAAAUUUACUGGCGUUAAGCGACCAAGAAGGAUUAGGCGUGGCCGCAUGCAUGAUGGAAAUCAUUGCGUGCUGUCAACGAUCACUCGAAAUGUUUCGAUCUCGCAUCGAGCAAUUUCAGCAACUUGUAGUUACAGGCAAAGCACGCACCAAACACCGACGCUCGCUGCUUACCAGCAUUUUUUUCCUCCCCGUUUUCGAACGCAUGCAAAUGGUGAGUCUGAGCAUCGUAGAGCGACACGUAUUACGCUUACGCGAUGUUGCUGCUGAUAUGGCAGCCUGCAUUCACUCUCAAAAGAAGGCUAUCGUUACCUGUCCUCGUGUCGUUCAAGUGGAGCAAGUCCAGUGCAAACUUUUGCAGUGUAUCACUUCUUUUGAAGGCUGCACUGGUAGCUACGAAGCAUCACAGAAAAGUAACGAGCAGGCAGUCCAUCGGGCUCUCCAGUUCUUGAACUCGAAGGCUUUGAAAGCGGCGUUUCCACCAUUGCAAUGA